This is a messenger RNA of Engraulis encrasicolus (European anchovy), 1969 nucleotides long. Its product is annotated as galectin-3-like. The transcript has 5 exons. Gene Ontology annotation, cellular component: cytoplasm; immunological synapse; nucleus. Bases 260 to 1300 code for a protein of 346 amino acids. The record is from RefSeq and is a predicted model, not a curated record. Gene Ontology annotation, biological process: macrophage chemotaxis; neutrophil chemotaxis; positive regulation of calcium ion import. Gene Ontology annotation, molecular function: carbohydrate binding; laminin binding; IgE binding. Lineage: Eukaryota; Metazoa; Chordata; Actinopteri; Clupeiformes; Engraulidae.
GAACUGUAACAAGGAUUAAACAAAAAAGUGUUAAAUAUCAGAUCUUGAUUAAUGCAAAACGCAUUAAUGUUUGGAAACAGACUAGUUUCAGAAAUGUAAAAAAAAUAUAUUUCAUUACCUGUAUAUGUCCAUCUGCAGCAUUUUAUAUCAAAAUGUUGAUGUCGAAUAAUUCUCAACUGUCAAUCAUUUUAUGACAUAAACAAAUUUACUUUACUGAAUUCUUAUUGUACCAUAUAUUUAAUUCUCUUUUCCAGAUAACAUGGACGGGAAUAGCAUGUGGCCGUGCCCUCAGCAGCAGCCUCCCUGCUGGCCCUGCCCGCCCAGCUGGCCCAGCCAACCCGGUUCCACCUGGCCCAGCCAACCCGGUUGGCCGACACCUAUGCCACAGCCAGCCAUGCAGCCUGGCCCAUUCCCCGGCUGGCCCACACCGCCACCAGUCCAACCCGCCUGGCCUGCUCCUACUCCGCCAGUGCCUGCAGGGCAGCAGGGCCAGCCAGCCCAACCCAGCUGGCCUGCCCCAGCCCCGGCACCGGCCCCUGUACCAGCUCCGGCACCUGCUCCAGCACCAGCCCCAGUCCAGCCUGUCCAGCCCCCUCCAGCUCAACCUCCAGUCCAGCCUCCGGCGCAGCCACCAGCGCCCCACCCGGCACACCCACCAGCUCAGCCUCCAGCCCAGCCCCCUGCCCCAGUGCAACCCCCUGUCCAGCCGCCGGCCCCGGCUCAUCCCCCCCACCCUGGCUGUAGCCCAGCCAACCCCUGUCCACCUGGAUACGUCCCCGCCGGAGGUUGGCAUGGUAACCCCGGGCAGCCUGGCUGGCCCGGACAGCCCGCCCCAGUGCCUGUGCCAGUGUGGCCCGGACCCACACCCAUCGGACCAGUGGGUGUUCCCUACAACCUGAAUUUCCCCAGAGGAGUAUACGACAAGAUGAUGGUCACCAUCACCGGUCAGGUGAAGCCCCUGGCCAAGAUGUUCACGGUGAACUUCCUGCGCGGGAACGACAUCGCGCUGCACAUGAACCCGCGCUUCAACGACGGUGGCAAACAGGUGCUGGUGAGGAACCACCGGCAGGCGGAGCACUGGGGCCAGGAGGAGCGCUCCAUCCAGGGCCCUUUCCCCUUCACCCCUGGCCAGCCCUUUGAGAUGAAGAUCCUGGUGACGUAUAACGAGUUUAAGGUGGGUGUGAACGGCGCGCAGGUAUUCGAGUUCAAGCAUCGCAUCCGAGAGCUCAACCAGAUCGACCGGCUCAACAUCCUACAGGACAUCAACCUCACCUCUGUCCAGCUGCAGAACAUGCCCUGAGCCUUGACCUUUGACCUUUAACCUCUCAACUCCCACCCCCUCCUCCUACCCUGCCCUGCUGAUAAACCAUCUAGCCAUGAGUUGUUGGUGUGUGUCGAGGAGUUGUGUGUGUCAAUUUGUGUUCAUUUGAACAAACAAAGAGUCGGCACCUUAAUAUAGAGUCAUAAAGAGUGAUAGGUCUCGGUUCAAAUGGAUAGUUUUAUUUCACAAGAGACAAGCCUUCCAUGCUUCUACCAUACCAUACCUUGUUUAACACAGUUUUACAGUUCAAUAACAAAUCAUUCAGUGUAACAGUAAAGACUUAGGUGACAUGAGUCAAGAUUUGUUUUAUACAUCACAUGCCAAACCAAGUCGAUUUAUUGCAUUUCCAUACACAUUCUCUACAUCUUUGAUCAGUGUGUGAAUGUCAAUACUUGUUUUAAUAAAAAAUAAUAAUAUGCUUGUUGCUGUGGAUAUGGAACGCUCGUGUGAAACUGUGUGUAUGUUUCAGAUUUAGUUCCACAUAAUGAAAUUGUAUAAGAAGGUUGAAGUGUAAGUGUAAAAUGUCAUUUUAAGUGAUGAGUAUGGGCACGAGAAUGGCAGUUGGAUCAUGCAUAGUAAACAAUGUAAAGCACUGUUAAAACAAUCAGUAACCUUUAAUGAAUUAAAAUAAAGUAGCACUUGGCUUUA